UUGACAAUGACACGAAUUAAACGUCAUAUUUUAUUUUUCUAUUCUUUCUAAUGUUUUAGUGACUGUUGCAGUUAUUACCAUAUUUUAAUUUUCGAUAAUUUUCGUUUUAUACAAAAUGAUAUUUUAUCUUUUAUUGUGUAAUGUUUUGUUCAUCCCACUAAUCAACAGCAGCAACUCUACAGCCAGUAAACCGGAACUAACAAAUAAAACUAUAUCUGAUUCUCCGAAGGUAAAUCCGUCUAAUGAAACGAAAGUUACAUUGUUAAGUGAAGGGGGUUUGUUAUUGCCUGGGGCUUCUUUUGCUUUACCUAAAGAAAAACUGUCCAAUUUAGACAGCGAAUUGAGCAAAAAUAAAGUUAAACCUGUUGUUGCGCGGAAAGGAGUUGUUUAUAUAGAAGACGAUAAUGUUGCAUCUCAUCUGAAAAAUUCGUCUACACCUGAUGGAACGCCUUCGAUUACCCCCAUAACUCAAAUUAAAACUGAUACAAAGGGCAAUUUAACGAUUUCAGCUAAUAAGACAAUUAAUUCAAAGGUUAAUAGCACUCUAGUGAAAUCAAGUGAUGUAACUAGCAGUGUUAAAAAUGAAAAUAAGACGAAAGUGCACAAGAAGCCUGCUAUAUUAUCUUAUGAUGCCCUUGCAAAUGCAACAGUCAAGUCAUCACCAGAAACGUUGAUAACUGCACAAAUACAGUCACCCAACAAAGUAUACACUAAAAAUGCCAACAGUCACCCUGGUAUGAUAAUGCCUCUCGUUAUAACAAUUUUGUUAGUUCCUAUGUUUGCAGUACUGGGGUAUAUGGCUUUGAGACGAGGACAAGAGGCCUGGAAAAACAGACAUUACAAAAGAAUGGAUUUUCUCCUUGAUGGCAUGUAUAAUGAUUAGAUAUUAACUCGAAAUUAAAAAGUAAUUACUGGGUAAACUACUUAAUGAUAUUGCAGAGAUAUUAAAAUAUUUAUUACAUGACAAAGUUUGGAGUGCCAGUGGUUUUUUACUGUUUUUAAAAAGAGAUAAACUUUUCUUGAAGUUGUUCUCUGAAUGUUAAAACUUCUAUAGAAGUAAUUAUUGGCAAUAAUUAUUGUUAUUAUAAUGCUAAAGCAUGUUGAAAGUAUAUAACAGAGCUAUUUACAUUUAUGAGCAGAGGUCUAAAUUAAUUAUUUUGACAAGUGACUAGUUUCCAAUGUAGAUAGACAUUAUAAAAAUGAUUGUGCUUCAAAUGUGCCUUACAUUAUGGAUAAAAAAAACAUGUGAACAAGUUUCCUAAAUGCAUGAAAUUUAUUUCAAAUAAAAAAUGUCUUCCUUUUUAUUAAUGUAAGUUAUUUAUUAGAUUGUUAUUGUGAUAAUUUAAAAUAAUAUAAUAUCUCAUACAAAUCUUGAAAUGGAUGUAUGUUGACAAUGUUUCAUUGUAGUUACCAAAUAAAUGUAUUAUUAAGUUUAUACAAUCUUUAAUGA
Messenger RNA from Helicoverpa armigera (cotton bollworm), 1450 nucleotides. RefSeq lists its product as uncharacterized. The record is from RefSeq and is a predicted model, not a curated record. Lineage: Eukaryota; Metazoa; Arthropoda; Insecta; Lepidoptera; Noctuidae. The transcript has a single exon. Bases 116 to 883 code for a protein of 255 amino acids.